AAAUCAUCUGUGAAGCGAAUCAGUGAAAAAUCUGAAAAAUACAUUGAACCUGUCCGAAUAGCAAUACUCUCUGAUAGUCCGUAAAGUGGCUCGCCAUCUCGCCAUAAAGGAGGAAGAGAGAGAGAAAUACGUUUGUUGUGUUUUUUUUUUUUUUUAAACCAUAUCAGCUGUAUAUUAACAAAAACAUUUGCUGCGCUUUAAAUAGAAAGGUUCAACGGCAAACAGAUGCUGAAUAUUUCAAGAAAUUGUAUCUGUAUGAAUAUUACAAAUAUCCAAUUAAUAAGAUAUGCUCAUCGUUUAAAUCAUUAUGAAGUGCUAAAUUUGAAUCCAUCUUGCACAUCGAAAGAAAUUAGAGACGCAUUCAUCAGACUUUCUAAAGAGUUACAUCCAGACACUAAAACAAACACCAACAAACGCACGGUUAACGAAAAAUCUUUUGUUCAAUUACUGGAUGCAUAUAAAGUACUAAGUAAACCAGAAGCAAGAGCCAGUUACGAUCAUGAGCUAUUCUUGCAAGCCCGUGCUGCUGGACAUCAGACACAAUAUCAGUCAUGGCAACCGGAUACAACAAAAUAUCAUGACGCUGAUCCAAAGUCCUACUACGGAAUUAAAGGAAUCGAGAAAGUCAGUAAUUGGAAGAUUAUGUUGAUUUGUUUAAUUUUUAUGCUGAUAGGUGUUUCCAUACAAAUGAUUGCUAUUAACAAAUCCUUCACUUUUAACCGGGACCAAUUAGAUGAAAUAUCUCGAAAAAGUGCAGUCAUGCAUGCAGAAGUCCGUGCCGAAGCUGAAAGUCGCGGUAAUGAUGCCCAAAUUGAGCGAAUGAAAGCACAAUUGAACAAAGAGACGCUGUGGUGAAAAAAAUAUAUUUAGCUCCACUAGCAGCAUGUAAAUAUGUGUAUAAUUAGAGAACUUGAAGAGACUUUUCUGUUCAGUAGCGAAUGAUGGUAUUUUAAAAUAAAUUUCAAAUUUAUGAAUGAAA
Wyeomyia smithii (pitcher-plant mosquito) is the source of this 979-nucleotide messenger RNA. Its product is annotated as dnaJ-like protein 60. Lineage: Eukaryota; Metazoa; Arthropoda; Insecta; Diptera; Culicidae. The transcript is spliced from 5 exons. The coding region runs from base 226 to 855 and encodes 209 amino acids. The record is from RefSeq and is a predicted model, not a curated record.